This is a messenger RNA of Xiphophorus maculatus (southern platyfish), 2346 nucleotides long. It is a transcript of the gene sdad1, whose product is annotated as SDA1 domain containing 1. Bases 123 to 2177 code for a protein of 684 amino acids. NCBI's taxonomy places the organism in Eukaryota, Metazoa, Chordata, Actinopteri, Cyprinodontiformes, Poeciliidae. The record is from RefSeq and is a predicted model, not a curated record. The transcript has 22 exons. Gene Ontology annotation, biological process: ribosomal large subunit export from nucleus; ribosomal large subunit biogenesis. Gene Ontology annotation, cellular component: nucleolus.
UGACGUCGGCCCCCGUGUUUUGUAUGUAAUGGCAGCGUACACAUUGGCCACGCUUGCCUUAUAAAAAUAGGGUUUUUUUUCCCUUAAUUUUUGACACGUCUUGGUUUGAAUAAUCUGUAGUCAUGCCGGGGAGGCAAAGCAACAAAUUACCCAACAACUUGCCGCAACUUCAGAAUCUCAUAAAGAGAGACCCGCAGUCGUAUGUCGAUGAGUUUCUCCAGCAGUACCGCCAUUAUCAGUCCAAUGUGGAGAUCUUCAAGCUGCAGCCUGACAAAGCCAACAAGGACUUGGCGGAGCUGGUCAUGUUCCUGUCUCAGGUGGCUCACUGCUACACGCAGCAGCUGUCCACGUUUCCUCGGGACCUGUCUGAGUUAUUAAGGAGCUACCACACUAUCAUAGAGCCAGAACUGCGAAUGACUUUCUGCAAGGCGCUGAUUCUUCUGCGGAAUAAGGAUCUUAUCGACCCCACAAUCCUCCUGGAGCUCUUCUUUGAGCUGCUGCGGUGUCAUGAUAAACUUCUCAGGAAGACUCUUUACACACACAUCGUGACAGAUAUCAAAAACAUCAACGCAAGACACAAAAACAACAAGAUCAACACAACCCUGCAGAACUUUAUGUACACAAUGCUGAGAGACAGUAACCCCAUAGCAGCAAAGAUCUCCUUAGAUGUCAUGGCUGAGCUUUACAAGAGGAACAUAUGGAAUGACGCCAAAACGGUUAAUGUCAUUACAACAGCAUGCUUCUCCAAGGUGACAAAGAUUCUUGUCGGAGGCCUAAAGUUCUUCCUGGGCAAAGAUGAGGAUGAAAAAAACGAGAGUGAUUCGGAAUCCGAGAACGAAGGAACGUCUGCAAGAGACCUGAUGAUAAAAUACUCGACAGGCAAAAAAACCACCAAAAACAAAAAGAAGCUGGAAAAAGCGAUGAAAGUCCUCAAGAAACAUAAGAAAAAGAAGAAGCCUGAAGUCUUCAAUUUUUCGGCGAUCCACCUCAUUCACGAUCCUCAAGAUUUCUCAGAGAAGCUCUUGAAGCAGCUGGAAAGCUCCAAGGAGCGAUUUGAGGUGAAGAUUAUGAUGAUGGAGCUCAUCUCUCGUCUGGUUGGAAUCCAUGAGCUCUUCCUCUUCAAUUUCUACCCCUUCAUCCAGAGGUUUCUGCAGCCGCAUCAGAGAGAGGUUACAAAGAUUCUGCUGUGUGCCGCCCAGGCUUCACACCAGCUGGUUCCACCUGAGGUCAUUGAACCUGUGAUCAUGACUAUUGCCAACAACUUUGUGACAGACAGGAACUCUGGGGAGGUCAUGACUGUCGGCAUCAACGCCAUCAGAGAGGUGGCAGGCCGCUGCCCGCUCGCCAUCAAUGAGGAUCUACUGCAGGACUUGACUCAGUACAAGACCCACAAGGACAAGAAUGUAAUGAUGUCUGCCAGAGGACUGAUUCAACUGUUCAGAAAUCUCAAUCCACAGUUGCUGCAGAAAAAGGACAGGGGGAGGCCCACAGAAGCCUCUAAAGAGGCCAAAAUAAAAGACUAUGGAGAGCUUGAGGCUAAAGACUACAUUCCUGGAGCUGAGGUCCUAGAGGUGGAGGAGGAAAACAAAGAGGAAGAUGAAGAUGGUUGGGAGAGUGCUAGCAUCAGUGACGACGACGAGGACGGAGAGUGGGUUGAUGUUCACCACUCAUCUGAUGAAGACGCAGGAGAAGUGGCUGAGAAACUCCAGAGUAUUCCAGCUGAAGAGAGAAAAGCGAAGGCAGCGGCGGUCAGCGGCAGCCGGCUCCUCACUCAGGACGACUUCAAGAAAAUCCGUCUGGCCCAAAUGGCAAAGGAGGUCAAUGCUGCUCCAGGGAAGGGUCAGAAGAGGAAAAUGGCAGACAGUGACAAUGAAGAGGACAAAGGGGAGCUGCUGACCCUGAGACACAUCGAGAAACUGCACAAAAAACCAAAAUCAGACAAAGAAACCCGACUUGCAACAGCCAUGGCCGGACGGACGGAUCGAAAGGAAUUUAUGAAGAAGCGCACCAAGCUGAACCCGCAUGCCAGCACCAGCAACAAGGAAAAGAGGAGGAAGAAGAACUUUAUGAUGAUGAGACACAGUCAGAAUGUCAGAACAAAAGGCAAACGCUCCUUCAGAGAGAAACAGCUCGCGCUCCAGGCCGCCCUCCUGAAGAAGAAGAAGCAGUACAAGUAGAACAAGCAGGAGGCACUCAUGCUGGCUCUGACAGCCAUCAUAGAAAUGGGACUGGGUCAAAUAAUAUUGUACAUCUUUUAAAUGGCAUGUAAACAUACUAUCUUUAUGUAUUUUUGUGUGCAAAUGUACAUAAACUUACACUCUUGAAAUAAAUAAUCAUUGCUAUUUG